Ooceraea biroi (clonal raider ant) is the source of this 725-nucleotide messenger RNA. Its product is annotated as Pdrg1 prefoldin-like subunit. The record is from RefSeq and is a predicted model, not a curated record. NCBI's taxonomy places the organism in Eukaryota, Metazoa, Arthropoda, Insecta, Hymenoptera, Formicidae.
UUGUGGUGUGUUGCUGCUUUGGCGGUGUUUACUUAUAAAAAACUAAAAUUGUAGUUUUCUAAAAUGAAAACUGAAUUGUCUUCAUACUCACAAAUAUUCUUGUAGAUAUCUGGAAAAUUUCCACACACAUAAGGAAAUUUCCACAUAAGUAAAGAUGAACGAGCAUCAAGGAACAUUAAAACAUUUGGAAGAAGUUGAAACCAAAGCCAGCGAGAUUCUCACUGAUCGACAAGAGAUAGUCGCUUUGGAUAAAAGGAGAAAUGAUGAUCGUGUUGGAUUGAGAGCACUACAAAAAGAGUCCAAUGACAAGAUAUGGAUAACGGUGGGCCCAUUGUUAGUUAAGAUGUCAUCUAAAAAGGCUGAGGAACUUCUUGAGGAAGACCAGAGAGAAUGUAGUACUGCUAUUAAUAAGUUAAGGAGCAACUUGAAGAUAAAAGUGAACGAGUUACGUGACUUAGAAUUAACUCCGCCUUUUCCUGGAUCAACGCUGCAACCAAUGUCUAAUAAAGAAAUGGCUGCAAUGAAACAAGUUCUAGGUCAAAGCGUCUAAUGUAUAUAUAAAAUAAAUAAUUAUAAUAAUUUAUAUAUAUAUAAGGCUUUCAUUCUAUUCAACAGUGUGAUAAAGCUUUCAUGAUGAAGUAAACUGUAAAUAUACAAGCUUAUUUAAUGUAACACUAAUUAUAAACUUUUGUAUAAAAUGUAAAAAAAUCACCAUAUAAGAAAAC